UUCAAAGUUAUGGAUCACCAGAGGCGGCUCGAAGUCAGAUUCUUAAUGAUUGGGGCACGGCAUCAGCUGUUUAUGAAAGAACUUUUAACGUCACCCUUGGUUUAAUUUAUAUUGUAAUUCAAAAUCAAACCUGUCCCACAACUCCUAAUCCGGCAUGGAAGAGACCCUGUUCAAAUUCUUAUGGUAUAAGUGACAGAUUGAGUGAUUUUAGCCAAUGGAGAGGUGCCAGAGCGAAUGAUAGUGCAGCAUUAUGGCAUCUGUUGUCCAAAUGCAAUACUGGCACAAAAGUUGGUAUUGCUUGGCUAGGACAACUAUGUCAAACCUCAGCAACAUCGCAGAACAAUGGCACUACUGGUACGGCUUAUGUUUCAGGAGCUGGUGUAUCCACAAUUGUUACAGAUGAAUGGAAAGUAGUCGCACAUGAAGUUGGGCAUGGUUUCGGUGCUUACCAUGACUGCACUUCAAGUACUUGCCCAUGUAGCAGCGUCAGUGAUGGUUGCAAUUGUUGUCCAUUGAGUUCAACAACUUGUGAUGCUAGUGGGCAGUAUAUUAUGAAUCCAACAAGCAACGUGGUCACAAAUGAUUUCAGUCCAUGUUCAAUCACUGACGUAUGUAACACAUUACCAAAUAUUGGUUCUUGUCUCCAAGAUCCAGCUACAAGUUCAAAAACCAUUCUUACUCUUGCUAUGUGUGGAAAUGGACUGAAGGAGGCGGGAGAAGAAUGUGACUGUGGUACUAACUGUGCAGCAGAUCCCUGUUGUAAUGGAUCAACAUGUAAACUAACGAAUGGUUCGCAAUGCGAUGAUAUAAACGAUCUAUGUUGCAAGAAUUGUACUUUUAGAGCUUUCAAUGUAACUUGUCGACCUUCAAUCUCCAAUUGUGAUAUUCCAGAGGUUUGUCCUGGGAAUUCUGCAGAUUGUCCACCAGAUGCACAUAUUACGGAUGGUACAUCAUGUGGUAAUGGACUUAAAUGUGCUAAUGGCUUAUGUACAUCGAGGGAUCAACAAUGUGCAAACCGUGGUUCUAGUAUGGGAAUUACGAAAGCAUGUUCCAUCCCGUCUUCAUCAUGUACUAUUAGUUGUGCUAAUCCGAAUGAUACAACUCAAUGCCUUGAAAUGAGUGGAAAUUUUGUGGACGGUACUCCCUGUGGAUUUGGUGGAACGUGUGGUAAUGGAACAUGCGUAAACGGCUCAAUUGGUAACACUGUUUCGAAUUGGAUAAAUCAAAACAAAAAAAUAGUAAUUCCUAUUGCCAUAAUUUUGGGAAUACUUUUAAUAUUAUGUUGCUGUCAAUGCCUUUAUCGUAAGGAUAGAGGACGACGUAGUGGGUUCACAACACGCAUCUCAUCAUUAUCUCCAGAAGAAGCAGCAGCUAUAGGGAACGGUCGUUAUCGUAAUGCUGCUAAUAAUGCGAAUAACAAUAAAUGGGUUGAUCCAACGCCUUACAAUGGUCCCUCGAAUAACAAUAUAAAUGAUCCUUAUCCAGCAAUACCACAUAAUAAUAAUGGGUUGAGCCCACCAAAUAAUCUGUAUAAUACACCACCAAAUAAUCUGUAUAAUGCAACACCAAAUUAUCCAUAUAAUGCAGCACCAAGUCAACCACCAACUGCGUACAAUAACAUGCCGAGAUCUGCGCCAAUGUAUUCCAAUUCAUCGAGGAGUCCGAGUGAUUAUGUAAAUCCAAGGAGUCCAAGAAGUCCAAGGAAUUAUGAACCCCCAAGAAGUCCAAGGCGACCAAAUGAUCAUUUUGUAGACCCUACACUUUAUAAUGG
Scutellospora calospora is the source of this 1771-nucleotide messenger RNA. NCBI's taxonomy places the organism in Eukaryota, Fungi, Glomeromycota, Glomeromycetes, Diversisporales, Gigasporaceae. The record is from the annotation of a GenBank genome assembly.